Messenger RNA from Telopea speciosissima, 2865 nucleotides. Its product is annotated as DDT domain-containing protein DDB_G0282237-like. The record is from RefSeq and is a predicted model, not a curated record. Bases 326 to 2476 code for a protein of 716 amino acids. Lineage: Eukaryota; Viridiplantae; Streptophyta; Magnoliopsida; Proteales; Proteaceae. The transcript is spliced from 11 exons.
UUCCGAGAAGAGGGGACGAGCAAAGCCCGCAGAGAGGUAUUCUCUUCUCCCCGAAAGAAAUACUGAAGGAGAGAAACUCAAAAGAAGACGGCUUCUUUGCUCUCUCGCCUCCGUUUCUUCUGUUACUGAUUCACAGACUCUCGGGCUUGUUUCCAAUAGUUGUCUCGUUUUCUUCGUGUUUGUGAAUGGAUCACCGGUUGACGAGCUUUCGUUUGAAUGUCUUAGGACAGAAACGGUGAGUGUUUCAACGAGUUCUAGGAGGUAAACUCCAAAACAAGGUUGUUCUUUGCUCUGGUCCUUGUGGAUUGUGUUGGACUGAAUUCAAAUGCCUCUUUUCAAAAGAAAGCCUUUUGCCCUGGUGGUACCACCCAAUGAUUUGGAGUGUAAUGAACAUGUUUUCCAAGUUCGUUUCACAAAGGAGAUAUUUCGUGAUUAUCAAGCUUAUCUGCAACGGAUUAAUCUAUAUCGUCAGAGAGUCUGGACAUGUAAAGUUACUGGGAAAACAAACUUAACUUAUGAAGAGGCUUUGGUCUCAGAGCAACGUGGAACAGAGAAGGCUCAACAGUUCCCAAAGGAACUAAUGAUACCUGUCUUACACAUGAUCCAAUUCAGCAUGCUCAAGUUACAAGAUCUUGUAAAAUCAAUCUGCACCAAGUUGCAAGAUCACUUUAUAGAGGGCUUGGAGCUAUAUGGAAGAAAAGAUAACUCUGUUCAACCAUGCCAAAUACUGAAGGUUCUGGAUGAGGAUCUCGAAAAAGUUCAUUAUGAAGUAGGAUGGCUUGACAAAGAUAAGAAUGUAACUGGUACUUCAAUAGCAAAUGCAGAUGAUCUGAUAAGGAAGAAGCUGCCUUUCACUAGAGACGUUCUUAAGUCAUUUAUUAGAGAAUCCACUUCAAGAAGUUUUCCAUGGGUGGUUCAUGAUAAACUGGCAAAGAAGCAUGGAGUUUCCACUGAACCUCCAGAAGAGCUGAGAGACAAACUCUCCAUUCAGGAUGGAUGUCCCAAAAGCAAUAAACGCAGGAAAACUGCCUCAGAUACAAAAAACCAAGGGACCAGCAAAAGGAAAAAACUGGAAACCGAAAACUCUGAAGGCUUAACCAAUGGAAAAAAGGCAAGCAAAGAAAUCGAAAAACCGAACAAGGAACCAAUUAGAUACCCAAUCGAUGAUCUUUUGGUUCAACCUGGAGCUGAUGAUCCAGUUUUCACUGAUCGCCCUUCUCCAUCAAGGGAUUUUGGUGUUCCAAUGGACUGUGUUGGGCAUCUUCUAAUGGUUUGGGACUUCUGCUCUUCAUUUGCCAGGUUGUUGAAUUUGUGGCCAUUCUCCCUUGAAGAUUUUGAAAAUGCAAUUUGUCACAAGGAUAACAAUCUUAUUCUCAUAGUGGAAUCACAUUUGGUACUUCUUCGUUUGCUAAUGAAAGACGAGGGUGGCUACUUCAUGGUUAUACAGAAAAAAAGGCGGAAACUGAAGAUUACUCUAACGAAUUGGAUGGACUAUUUGUGUGACUUCUUAGAGAUGGAAGAUAUACCAGAAUUAUCCACUCAUAUAGGAACAAUAAAACGGGGUCAUUAUGGCCUUUUAGAUCCUCAAGCUAAAUUGUUUAUCUUGCGGGAGCUAGUUGAUCGGGCCCUUGCAACAAAUGCUAUCAGGGAGCAGUUGGAUAAUUAUAUUGAACAACAUCAGGCACUUGCAGCCGCAAAGAGGGGAGAAGCAUUGGAGGAAGCUAGAAAGCGGAGAGAAGAGAAGGGACUCUUGAAAGCAGACCCUGACAGCAAAGAAGUACUACAUGGUAAUAUCCUGGAGAAUGGGGGGCAUGGCUUGAACAUAUCCGAGAAUGGUGAUAGCAAUGGAACAAUUGGAGACUUUCCAGAAAAAGAAGACAGGAAGGAGGGGAAUCAUGCAUCUGAAAACAGUGAAAGUCAUCGUGUGAACAUGGCAUCAAGGAAAGUUAACAAGAAAAAAAAGAAUUUGAAGGUCACUAUAGAGAAUGUGCAAGUUCCAUUUAGCAUGGAGAAACAAAAAAAAGAACUUCCAUGGAAGGAGAAAGAAACGGAAGCUCAGGAGAAGAAAAGUAAAGAGCUAAGGAAAGAACAUCUUGAGCGAGAAAUGGAGAAACGCUUUAUUCGCACCAACCCUUUGGGGAAAGACAGAAAUUAUAAUAGGUAUUGGUUUUUCCGGCGUGAUGGGAGAGUCUUUGUUGAGAGUUCUGACUCCAAGCUGUGGGGAUACUACAGUGCGAAGGAAGAGCUUGAUGCAUUGAUGGGUUCACUAAAUUGUAAAGGGGAGAGGGAGAGGGCUCUUAAAAAGCAGCUUGACAAGUGUUAUAACAGAAUAAGCCCGGCGUUGCAUAAGAGAUCAAGGGAUAUUGCUCAAAAGAUUGCAUUGGAAGAGGCUGUACUGCGACGGUCAACACGUGUUCCUCCAAGGGACAACCCAGCUUUGGCAUUUUUCCGGUAUGUCAACAAGUGGAAGGACUGACACCUGUUGGAUUAGGAAACUGAGUUGUUUCUUCUAGGUUAAGUGGAUGCAUGGUCUGAGAAGUUUUUACUUCAUUUCCUGAUUAUAUUCUUUGGCGGUGCUAUUUUUGGGGAGUUUUAUGUUCUAGUGCCGUCAUGACGGACAUGCAUUUGAUAGGGAAUCUAUAUAGAAGAACUUUCCUUACAACAGAUACAGCCAAGGACAGAUGGCCUUAACACUUAUCUUGAGGACCAGGUAGAAAGUACUUGGACAAAAUCUCUAAAUGUCUUUCUAGAAAUUUUUCGGUUACUCGCUGUCAAUUUUGAUGCGAUGAUACCCCCAUCACUUUUGUAAACGAAUCUUGAGCAGAACUGUUAAUUCAAUUAAUUCAAUGGAGGACUCAGGAAUUA